Molecule: messenger RNA, 1098 nt
Organism: Diaporthe citri
Lineage: Eukaryota; Fungi; Ascomycota; Sordariomycetes; Diaporthales; Diaporthaceae
Exons: 1
Coding region: 1-1098 (365 amino acids)
Source: RefSeq, a predicted model, not a curated record
AUGGCCUCUGACCCUGUACACGAAGCUGCAGAAACUGUCGAAUCCAUGCUUCCUGCUGUGCCGGAGGAUAUCGUCGCCAAUUGGCUUACUCAUGUGCUUGGGCACCGAAUGCGUACCGUGGAAGUGACGAAGGUCGUUCACGGGACUGCCAGCAAAGUCUUUGUCACAGUUGUCUACGAUGAUAACAAUACCUCCAAUACCAGCAGAAAGGAGUUCCUCUGCAUCAAGGGCGGCUUUGACCCGAAGAUCAAAGCCCUGUAUCCCUGGAUCGUCAACGUUUACUUUCGUGAGGUCGAGUUCUUCAACCGAGUCGCGCCCAAACUCGCCCAUAUCAGCCUGCCCAGAUCCCACUGGGCCGGCCAUAACGGGGUUGACCAGGGGAUCGUCAUCAUGGACGACCUCAACGCCCAGGGGUGCCGGUUCGGCGACCCAGCCAAGUCAUGGCCCGUCUCGCGGGUGUUGGCGGGCGUCGAGCAGCUCGCGGCCCUGCACGCCGGGACGUGGAACGCCAGGGCAGAGGACUACCCCUGGCUGACGGCCCAUUACGACCAGGCCAUCCUGUCCCUGAUGGAGACCUACGAGGCAGUUGUCCUCUCCGAUGACCGCCCAUCGGGUAUCCACGACUAUCUCAAGGACCAGAAGCGCAUGACGGCUGUCUUGAAGAAGCACUGGCGAUCGCGAAACCCCAAGUUCCAGUGCAUGGUCCACGGCGACCCGCACACGGGGAACACGUACCUCGUCCAAGACCAGCCUCGCUUCCUCGACUGGCAGAUAAUCCAUAUCGGCUCGGCCUUUCACGACGUGGCGUACUUUAUGGGCGGAGCGCUGUCCAUUGAGGAUAGGAGGGCUCAUGAGAUGGAGAUUCUGGAUCACUAUCUGGAAGCGCUUGCCACCUUCGGUGGCCCAACUUUCUCUAGCUCGCAGAAAGACUUACUUGAGGAGUACCGGAAAGGCUUUCUCGCAGGGGUUGGAUGGAUCAUGUGUCCUUAUGUCAUGCAGCCGAAGGAACAGGUCCAAGCCAUGGCUGUGCGGUAUGCUGUGGCUUUGGAUGAUCACAAGACAUUGGAGCUUGUGGAGUCGCUCACUGACGUCAAGUGA